CCAUAUGAAAAUAGAAAUGACGACACUAGGACAAUGAUGAACCAGGUGUUCUUAGACAGCUAUUUAAUGAGCAUUUCAAUUUCAUACAUUGAUGGAGGAUUGUCCCCUUUCCGUUUGAAUUGCUAAAUUGAUAAGUUGUAGAUUGUGCAAGAAAUUUGGGUCUUUCCCUAGCUUACUACGAUUACAAAUUUACAAACUUUUUACCUAAAGGGCGACCUUUCUGUUUCCCUGAAGACAAUACGCAGCCCCAUAUGUACUCGAACGCUAAGUGUUCUUGUCUCUAGCUUGAGAACAUGUAUUUAUUUAUUCCAUUUCUUUACCCCAGUGUACACCAAAACAGUUUAAAAAUUGGUUUCCAUUGGAGCCCGGCAUACAUUACAAAUUAUCAGUUCAACUCAGCUCUGAAGAAAAAGUACAUGUGAUCAUUGGUGAAACAUAUCGACAAACAUGUCAGUGGUGACUUUAAAAAAACGGGUAAAAACGCAUCUAUCGGAGAACAUUGAGAGAACAGUGGUUUAUUUGAGGAUCAGAUUCUAUAUACGGUAAACAAAUUUGAGAAAAUGCUAAACUUCAUACAUUUAUUUGAAACAAAAAUUCAUUCUUAAAAAAAAGGAAGAGGGCGGUAUACAUCGUGACCACGGUGUUUUAGCCAUGGGACCUCAUCAUCGCAUGCAACGGAGACAGUUUUUUUUAUAAGAAGAAAGGGUAAAACAUACAGGCCUAAAAAAUUACAGGUGCCAACAUCUUGUACAGCGCCCUCUAUAAUAUGGUGACCAGUCCCCCCCCCCCCCCCCCCAAAUGUUGACAAUAAUAUUAUUGCUAGCUGAACGCACGUGACCCAUAUCGAUUAUCGAUAUCAUCAAAGAUCUUCCUAUAUAGCGCAGGAUCUCUUAUCACUACAGUAGUAUCUGCUGGAUCGCGGCAAAAGGAUGCCUUGAAAUGGAGGACAAGAGCGCAAAUGGGGAUUGCGAGGAGAAGCAAAACGAUGGCCUCUCCAGCAGUGCUGCUGACAAGACGGAGAAGACUUCAGUUGAGGGAGAUGUGGACGAUGACCAGGAGAAAGUUGUCAUUGUCCCCCAUCUGUCGCUGUUCAGCGCAGCAGCCAUCAAUGUAGGCAGCGUGGUCGGCUCCGGGUUGUUCAUAUCCCCUAAGGGGGUCGUUGCCGGCUGCGGCUCGGUAGGCCUCUCCAUGGUGAUGUGGCUCGUCUGCGGACUCAUCUCCCUCCUCGGAGCCCAGUGCUUCGCAGAGAUCGGGGCCAUGUUGCCUCAGUCCGGGGGGACUUUCUCCUACUUGCAUGUCAUGUUUGGAGACCUGGUGGCUUUUCUGUACAUGUGGGGCAAGGUUGUGCUUGCUCUGCCUGCCUCCUGUGCCCUCAUAGCGCUCUUGUUCGCCGAGUACUCCCUGCAGCCGUUUUUUGAUGUCAAUCCAUUGUGUUCGCUCCCCAAAGAAGCAGUGUGGUGCCUUGCAAUAUUCAGUUUGUGUGUAGCAACUGCUGUAAAUUUUCAUAGUGCUCGCUUGGCUACCAGAGUGAAUAACGUUCUCGCCAUUUGCAAAGUGGCAUCGUUGUUAAUCAUCACAAUCGCAGGCUUUGUUGCUCUUUUCCAAGGAAAAACAGACAAUUUUCAGGAUGCAUUCCGUGGGAGUACUUAUGACAGUCUUGGAGGCGCAUUGUACAAUGGUCUUUACUCUUACGCGGGAUGGUAUGCAAUUGGUUUGGUCGGUGGGGAAAUCAAAAAACCCGAAAAAAAUCUUCCCAGGGCCGUUUAUCUUUCUGUUCUUCUCAUCAUUGCUAUUGUUAUCCCCACCAACAUUGCUUAUUUUGUCGUCUUGAGCCCUGAGGAGAUGAUGCAGGCGGAUGCAGUUGCCAUGACAUUUGGCAGCAAAGCCCUUGGUAAGGCCUCCUUUCUCAUGCCGGUCUCUGUUGCCUUAGCAACCCUCGGAAGUCUCAACUCUAGUCUUUUCUCCUAUGCCAGGUUGUACCAGGCUGCAGCAGCCAAAAAUCACCUCCCAAAGAUCGUGUCAAUGAUCAACAUCAAUCGCAGAACCCCAAAUCCGGCAGUCAUCCUCAUAAGCUUCACAAUCCUGCUGUUCAUCUUUGCUCCCAAUCUGUUUUCACUCAUCAACUACCACAGUUGCUUCACGUGGUUAUUUUGUGGGGCGGCCGUUCUAGGACAGGUGAUUCUUCGCUUCAAAGAGCCCAAUAAGCCACGGCCUUACAAGAUCAACAUCCUUAUUCCAAUCAGUUUUGUUGUCAUCUGCGUUUUUCUGCUCAUAUUUGGCACGAUCAAUUCUCCCAUGGACACACUCAUCGGCAUGGCGAUCAUUUUCUCCGGUGUUCCUGUGUAUUAUAUAUUUGUUCAACCGAGGAAGCAACUGAAAUGGAUCGGAAUUUCUUCAAGACUGAUCACACACUGGAUGCAGAAGUUGUUCCUUGUCAUUGAGGAGGAAAAGUAAAACAUAAAACAA
This is a messenger RNA of Patiria miniata (bat star), 2466 nucleotides long. Its product is annotated as Y+L amino acid transporter 2-like. Lineage: Eukaryota; Metazoa; Echinodermata; Asteroidea; Valvatida; Asterinidae. Gene Ontology annotation, molecular function: L-amino acid transmembrane transporter activity. Gene Ontology annotation, cellular component: membrane. Bases 940 to 2454 code for a protein of 504 amino acids. The transcript is spliced from 10 exons. The record is from RefSeq and is a predicted model, not a curated record. Gene Ontology annotation, biological process: amino acid transmembrane transport.